GUCAAUACUCACACUCAUGCUGCAGGGAAUCCACGGACGGAUUUCUAGGUCUGCAAUAGACUGACGUUUAGGUGGGGCGUUCAUACGUCAUUUCCUUUUUCUUAUUCUGCCGCCUGGAUUCCCCGGGAGUUGCGGCGCACGUCAGGUGGUUUGCCAUUUCCUUCCACGCUCCAGAGACCAGUAUCAUCUUCUAUCUUGCCUCUGAACGAGGGCGGUCCGAGUUGCCUUCCGGUUGGUGACCGACGUUUGUGACGCUGAGACUAACCGAGGUCAGCGUCAGGCUCCUCGGAGUCGCGAGACGUGGUCAGUGACGUCAGCGCGUGAAGUAACGCGGAAGUGAAGAAGUGGAAGUCAAAGUGUCCGAAAUGUCGAUGGUGAAUCCGAAACAGACGAUAUCGAACCCGGUGAUCCCCUUCUCCUGGACGGUUCUGGGCGGGUUCCAGCCGGGGGAGAUGGUCCUGGUGCAGGGUUCAGUCCCGCCCUCCGCUGACAGGUUCCAGGUGGACUUCCUGUGCGGCAGCAGUGUGAAGCCGCGAGCCGACGUGGCCUUUCACUUCAACCCUAGGUUCGGUUGGCUCUCUCAGUGCAUCGUCUGCAACAGCCUGCAGGGGGAGCGCUGGGGCCAUGAGGAGAUCCUGCACCACAUGCCCUUCAAGCCAGGGGGCGCCUUUGAGCUGGCCAUUCUGGUCCAGAAGGACACGUACAAGGUGGCGGUGAACGGCACUCACCUGCUAGAGUACCGACACCGGCUGGGCCUGGAGCGGGUCGACACGCUCGCCAUCUCGGGUAAAGUCAAUGUGGACGCCAUCGCUGUUCUCCCGUCUUUGACUGGCUCUGAACCCCCGGGCCCUGGCUCCGGUCCUGGGUCCCAACCUUCCAACACGCUGGCGCCUCCAUGCGGUGACUGGAAAGUUCCCUUCAGAGCCGAGCUGCCCGACGGACUCAGCGCGGGUCGCAGCAUCACCAUCAGGGGGCGCACGACCGAUGGCGCCCAGAGUGUGUGUGUGAACCUGCGGGUCUCGGGCAGCUCGGACAUCGCUCUGCAUCUGAACCCGCGACUGGACAGACGGCUGUUUGUGCGGAACUCCUUCCUAUCGGAGUGUUGGGGCUCAGAGGAGACGCAGCUGGACGCCUUCCCCUUCAGAGCCGGACACUACUUUGAGAUGAUCGUGCUGUGCGAGCAGCAGCGCUUCCGAGUGGCCGUGAACGGGUCGCACCAGUUCUGCUACAAGCACCGGGUCCAGGACCUGAGCCGGGUGACCCUGCUGGAGAUCACCCAGGACCUGACCCUGGAGGAGGUGCGGCUGCAGUGAGAGCCGGACCCCACAGAACCACAGCCUCGCCACUCUCACGUCCCUUUAUUGAGGAGUAUGAUGAUGGUGAAGAUUAAGAUGAGGAUGAUGAAGAUGAGGACGAUGAUGAUUAAGAUGGUGGUGAUGAAGAUGAGGACGACGAUGAUGAUGAUGAAGAGAACGCUGGAAGCCGAACUCACCACUCUUGCGUCUCUUUAUUGAUAAAUGUAAAUAAAUCACAUUCUCCUGGCUCCUGGUUCAGACGGGUCACGUGGGUCAGACAGGUCUGAUGGGGGGCUCAGCUCUGGAAACAGCUCCUGCACGGCGAUGUCCAGCAGGAGGUAACUCAUCUGAGGAGGCAGAGGCAGCGUCAGAAGUGGGCGCCACCUGUGGCUGACGCUGGCUCACCUGCUUGUUGAGGAGCGGCUGCU
Messenger RNA from Synchiropus splendidus (mandarinfish), 1723 nucleotides. RefSeq names its product galectin-8-like. Bases 366 to 1313 code for a protein of 315 amino acids. Lineage: Eukaryota; Metazoa; Chordata; Actinopteri; Syngnathiformes; Callionymidae. The record is from RefSeq and is a predicted model, not a curated record. Gene Ontology annotation, molecular function: carbohydrate binding. The transcript has 9 exons.